UACUUCUAGUAACAACAACAGACAUCACAAUGAAGAGCUUUUUGGUACUCUUUGGAUUUGUAGUUUUGGCAUCAGCUCAAUUCGAAACUGGCCCAGUAAAACCCUGGACGGGCCCGUUAGCUGACCACAUCAACGGUCAGUUAGUACAGGAUACUCCUGAAGUGGCAGCAGCCAAAGCACAACACAUUAACGCCCACAAACAAGUCGAAGCAGUCCUUCCAGUCCUCCCGCCAGAAAUCCGCUACCAGAUGACUGGAGUUUUACAGCCAAUCCAACACCAAAUCCCCCAAGCCGUCCCCCAAGCUAUCCCCCAAGCCAUCCCACAAGCCAUCCCACAAGCCAUUCCGUUCCCACCCGUCCAUGUCAAACCCUUGCCGGGUCCGGUUAUCGAGGAACGAUCCCUCUUCGCCGAAGAAAUUCCGCUCAGCGAACUCGGAGAAGUUCCAGAAGUAGCUGCCGCCAGGAAGGCGCAUCUGGAAGCAGUGUCCCGUGUGCAGGCCAUCCUUCCCCCCUUGGAUACGACGUCAGAGCAUAAUGUCGUGCCUCAAGUACCCGUUCAUCAUCACAUUCCUGCUCAGGUUAACGGACAGUUCCUUCAAGACACUCCUGAGGUUCAAGCCGCCAAAGCUGAACACGCCAGACUUGCAGCUUUAGGUUAAGUUAUUUUUUUUUUUU
Aethina tumida (small hive beetle) is the source of this 675-nucleotide messenger RNA. RefSeq lists its product as uncharacterized. Lineage: Eukaryota; Metazoa; Arthropoda; Insecta; Coleoptera; Nitidulidae. Bases 30 to 659 code for a protein of 209 amino acids. The record is from RefSeq and is a predicted model, not a curated record. The transcript has 2 exons.